Nematostella vectensis (starlet sea anemone) is the source of this 1222-nucleotide messenger RNA. Its product is annotated as CUB and peptidase domain-containing protein 2. The transcript is spliced from 8 exons. Lineage: Eukaryota; Metazoa; Cnidaria; Anthozoa; Actiniaria; Edwardsiidae. Gene Ontology annotation, molecular function: calcium ion binding; serine-type endopeptidase activity. The record is from RefSeq and is a predicted model, not a curated record. Gene Ontology annotation, biological process: blood coagulation; proteolysis. The coding region runs from base 40 to 1161 and encodes 373 amino acids.
CUCUUUUGAGCGCAUUCAGGUGAGUAUCACAACGCGAAUAUGAAGUCGGUGCUUGGGGUGCUUUGUCUAUGCGCUAUUGGCCUGGUGGCUAAAGCACAAAGUGACUGUGUCGAUGUGGAUCAACAAUGCUCAUUCUGGGCUAACAGUGGUUUCUGCAAGAGUCAUUAUGAUUACAUGAGUAAAAACUGCCGAAAGAGCUGCGACUUUUGCGGUGGAUCAUGUCGAGAUAAUGAUAAAAGGUGCCCUUCAUGGGCAAGUUCCUGUAAUUCCAACCAGUAUGUGAAAAACAACUGCAAGAAAACAUGUGGCACGUGCGGAGACCCGCCUCCUCCAGCAACUCCCCCGCCACCAACGAUGCCACCCACUCCUCCCCCACCACAAACACCAGCUCCCCCCGGACCCGAUACGCCAGCGCCCCCAGCACCAGGUGGCUGUGGAGCGAAGCCCCACACGCGUAUAGUGGGGGGUACCAAGGCACCACCAGGGGCAUGGCCUUGGCAAGCGAUGCUCAGGUCCAACUACGGCGGGCAAUUCUGCGGGGGAACUUUGGUGCAUCCACAAUGGGUGAUUACCGCUGCCCACUGCGUAUACCGCAGAGGACCCAACGACUUCAAGAUCAGGAUGGGAGCUCACUUCCGCAAAGGAGACUAUGGAACAGAGCAGGACUUCAGCCUCAGCCGGGUCAUCACUCAUCCAAGCUACCACAAGCCAACUCGUUAUGCGCACGACAUCGCUCUCAUUGAGUUAGCCAAGCCAGCGGUGAUCAACAAAGCCGUGGGCUUAGCCUGUCUAGCAGACCCCAGUUUCCCCAUCGACGACGGCAAGAAAUGUUGGGUUACAGGCUGGGGUAGACUGUCAUCUGGUGGGGCCGCACCAAACCAGCUUAUGCAGGUCUCCGUUCCGCUGGUAUCUCGCGGGCGCUGUAACCGCUCGUACCCAGGGCAAAUUCACGACUCGAUGGUUUGCGCAGGUUUGGAUGAGGGAGGCAUUGACUCCUGUCAAGGCGAUUCCGGAGGCCCAAUGGUUUGCGAAAACAACGGUCGCUUCUAUCUGGACGGAGUUGUGUCUUGGGGUCAUGGAUGCGCGGGGCGUGGCAAGUUUGGCGUCUACGCUAAGGUCCGUUACGUCAAGGAAUGGAUCGAGAGCUAUAUCAACGCCUAAAUUUUUGGCUAAAACCAAGAAAAAGAUAAAGUUCGAAUUAAAAUAUUUGAUUAUUGCGUCA